AUGAGGAGACAUUUGCCCCGGUUGCUCGUCUCACCUCUGUCCGCUGUCUUAUCGCCAUCGCUGCCGCUCGUCGGUGGCCCCUGCAUUAGCUUGAUGUCAAGAAUGCGUUCUUGCAUGGUGAUUUAUCCGAGGACAUCUACAUGUCUCCUCCUCCUGGUUUUCCUACCUCUUCCAAGCGAUCAUGAUUCGGCUCUCUUCCUUCGACGUGGGUCAGCUGGAAUUACUGUUUUAUUGCUUUAUGUGGAUGACAUGAUCAUUACGGGAGAUGAUGCAUCAGGUAUCUCCGAGUUGCAGGCUCAUCUACACCGCCACUUCGAGAUGAAGAGUUUAGGGCCUCUUCGGUACUUCCUAGGACUUGAGAUCUCCGACACCUCUGACGGAUAUUAUCUCUCUCAAGCCAAGUAUGCCUCCGACCUCCUAUCUAGUGCCGGUCUCACUGACUCCAAGACUGCUCCUACACCUCUUGAUUCUGACUGUCAUCUUACUCCGAUGGACAGCGUUCCCUUUGAUGAUCCGACUUUGUUUCGUCAGCUGGUGGGAAGUCUGAUCUACCUGAUUGUCACUCGACCGGAUAUUGCUUAUGCCGUCCAUAUCGUCAGUCAGUUUAUGUCUGCUCCUCGGACGACUCAUCAUUCUGCUGUCCUACGGAUUCUCCGGUACGUCAAAGGUACCCUUCUUCAUGGGCUUCAUUAUUCUGCUCGUUCCUCCUUAGUUUUGACCGGGUAUUCUGACGUUGAUUGGGCGGGAGAUCCCUCUGAUCGCCGCUCGACCAUCGGGUUUUGCUUCUUCCUUGGCGACUCGCUUAUUUCAUGGCGCAGCAAGAAACAUACGGUUGUCUCCCAGUCCAGUGCAGAGUCCGAAUAUAGAGCCCUUGCCGAUACCGCUGCCGAGCGGCUAAUCUCGGAGUGCCUCAGCCCUCUGCCACUAUUAUCCAUUGCGACAGUCAGAGCGCCAUGA
This is a messenger RNA of Andrographis paniculata, 957 nucleotides long. RefSeq lists its product as uncharacterized. The transcript is spliced from 2 exons. The record is from RefSeq and is a predicted model, not a curated record. Lineage: Eukaryota; Viridiplantae; Streptophyta; Magnoliopsida; Lamiales; Acanthaceae. Bases 1 to 957 code for a protein of 318 amino acids.